Mercenaria mercenaria is the source of this 2123-nucleotide messenger RNA. Its product is annotated as myosin-13-like. Gene Ontology annotation, biological process: signal transduction. The coding region runs from base 445 to 2082 and encodes 545 amino acids. NCBI's taxonomy places the organism in Eukaryota, Metazoa, Mollusca, Bivalvia, Venerida, Veneridae. The transcript has 3 exons. Gene Ontology annotation, molecular function: protein binding. The record is from RefSeq and is a predicted model, not a curated record.
CAAUAGACGAAAUAUUAACAGUUAACAGACCUGAUCAGUUUUCGUUACAUGAACCGCCAUUCACUACGUGUAGAUUUUAUUUGUGGCAUUUUUUUUUCUUUUUGCUGAAGAAAAAUUUCAAUUACAUAAGGAUAUUGUUAAAAGAAGGAAAUAAAGCGCCCAAAAAUAACGCUAAAAUGUUACGUUAACAUCAAAAUACAACGUCGCGUGUGUAUAAUUUAAGGGAACAAUCCGACAAUGUCAGGAAUGGAAACUGAGUUGUUGAAUAUUUCGGACAUGUAGGUUCUAAAAGCUGCGAUUAAAGCUGACUGACAAAAGGUGCUAAUAAACACCAUCACAGGUACCGAACAACAGCUAGCUCAACGUCUCAAUAUAUAAGGCGAACUUGAUUCGGAACAUUGAAUCUACUUUCGAGUCACACCCGGAGCUUUCCGGACAUCCCCGAUGACAAUCAUGAACACGUAUAGGUCCCGGCAAGGUAGGACAAGUCGACCUCCACCCUCUAGAGAAGUGGAGUAUAAAUUCAUACAAGAUACAGUGAACAAUGUUUGCACGACUAUCAAGAAAUAUGCGCAAAAAUACUUCACAAAUAAAGAAAUCAAAUACGAGAACUGUCUUAAAACGUUUAGAGAUGUUGCUAGUCGUUGGAAAAUUGAUCCAUCAGAAUUCAAUAACUGGAAAGAAUUUUUGGAACAGAUCGAUGACGACAGUGUUGACAAAAAAGUUAAAUCAAGUGAACCUUUUAAAGACCUUAUUGUUAUAUGUGAACGAUCAAAAGAAUUCGAGGUAAUGAUUCCUUUAAUACGGGAACGUAUUGUGAAUUGUGUAAAGGAACACGUAUAUAAAUACUGUCAUAGUUUCGCUGAAGAAACAGGUGGAGUAGACGCAAGAAUAGUCGUAGAUUAUGAACAACAAAUUAGAAACUACAAGAAAGAUAUUGAGAAAAUGAUUGAUGCAAUAAACGCGGAUAUUCUUAGGUACAGUGAUGUGAAAUCGUCGUUCGAAAAAUUUGUCAGUGAGGGUAAAAAUAUUGCAAAACUCAUGGAAAGCAUAUGUGUUCAGAUUGUUGAGAUCGCCCAUGAAGUGAAAAAAUGGAUAAGCGACGAUGCGUCUUAUCCAGACAAACUUCAGCAGGAGAUUUUGUUUAACACUGGAUACAAGGAAACUUUACAAGAAGAUGUUAACAAAUUGCACCAACGGCGGUCUUCCUUGGAACGCAGUUUAGAACGUAGAGCCAAGUUAACCAGAAAACUUGAAAAAGACUAUAACAUUCACAGAAAAGAGAAGAAAAAGAGAAAACACAGUAUUCAUACGUUACAAAUGAAAAUUGAAAAACUAGAAUUUCAAAUUGCCCAAAAGGCGGAAAGCGUUGAAGGGACUAAAACUGCCUUAUCAACCCGACGCAUGCUUUCGCCAAGACAAGAGGAAGAAAUGCACAUGAAGCUUGCCAGACAUAUGAAAGAGAUUGACAGGUUUGAAGAGUGGUUAGAAGUAGCUAAGAGACAAAAAUUGAGAAAUGAACGAGAACUCAAAGAGAUUUCUGACAGAACGUACGAACUGAAAGUAGAAUUAGUGACUAUAAGGCAUGAAGCGGAGGAAAUGACACGAAGCAUGGAGGGCAUGAAUAUUGAACUGAAGGCCAUGCAUGAACGUUUGGAUAGUCUAGACAGGAAAACGGACGUUAUGAAACACAUUCGGGUUCUAAAAGUGUCUCCGGAGACAUUACGCAAGCUGUACAGGCGUCGGCGGGAAUUUUACCAACAGGGACAACUGAUGGAAGCAUGUCAUUAUGUCGCCCAAGAAAUUGCAGGAGAAUGGAAGAGACUGUACGAGUGUUUGCCAUUUGAACCCAGACGAGAGCCAGAAAAACUCUUCCAUGACAUAGAACUUAUCGAUAUUAUCAGUGCCAGACGAGACAAAACCGACGAAGAACAAGCAUUAAAAAGUUUGGAAAAAUGGCGGACAUUCAGUCGCAGACACGCGGACGUUGCACAGCUUAUCAGAGGGUUAAGAAAAUUGAACAAAGAGGAACUGGCGGACAAUGUUGAAAACAGAUUUUCUAUGGAAAGUGUUUAUGGCUGAUUAUUAUUGCAAUAUGUAAAAAAUAAAACAAACGUAUACUA